AAGAGGGCACAAGCAGGUCACAAUAUGGCGCUGUUCCCGUUCUGCAAGACGGCCGCAGGAGCAGUCAGAGUGAGCAGAAUACAAUUGGUCCUGUACUGUUUUCUCCUGUCUCUUCUCAUAUACUUCCUCCAUGGACGUAAAGCCGCUGUCGGUGUCGAGUCACCUCAUCCUGUCGUUCAUGCCUUGGGAAUGGACAGAGUAAUGACAGACAUGACGGUCAUCAAGGUAACGGCGCCAAAAACUCCUCUGCAGACGCCAUGGGGUGAUCCUUUAGUGUGGGGUGACACCCGUAAGUCAGCUUUGCGAAGGGCUAAAUUCGCACACCGGGGAAUCCGUACAGGUCUGCUUGCCCUCGUGGUGGGAACUUACGCCCAGUUUGUGCGACGUUUCCUCAUUUCGGCUGAAACCCACUUCCUCCCUGGUCAGAUGGUCACCUACUACAUUCUCACGGACAAUCCCCGCUCUCUGGAUCCCCCCAUUCAGUUGGGGCCUGAACGACAGCUGAAGGUGGUUCCUAUUGCAGAGCUGCCUGGGUGGGACAGGUUGGCGCGUCGCCGCAUGACCCUGCUCGCCGAUGCCAUCAGAAACCCAAUAGGCAGCGAGGUCGAAUACAUCUUCUGUGCUGACAUCGAUCAGGAGUUUGUGGCCCCUGUGGGAGAGGAAAUCCUCGGAGACCUGGUGGCCACUUUGCAUCCAGAGCUCUAUGGGAUGCCACGAAACGCGUUUCCUUAUGAAGUCGAAGAGCUCUCGUCAGCUUAUGUGGAGGACGAUGAAGGAGACUACUACUACACUUCUGAACUGUAUGGUGGGUUGGUUUCUGAGAUGCACAGACUGGCUCGAGCCUGUUCUUUGCUCAUUCUGCAGGAUCAUGCAAACGGGGUGACGGCCAAGGGCCUCGAGGAGAGCUACCUGAACCGCUACCUGAUCGACUACAGGCCCACCUGUGUGCUGUCCCCAGAGUACAGCUGGUGGGACUCAGCCCUGGCUCCUGAUGUGCCUGUACAGAGGAUAGUCUCUUUGGGAAGGCAAAGUGAGGCUUUCCAUAACCAGAAAAGAGAAUCAAGGGUUCUGCUGGCUGAACCCAUUGAAGUAUGAAUGUAGAUCUCACUGCCCCAUGAAGAACUACUUACUUUAGUGUUAUAUUUCUAUUUGGAGAAGGUCUCCGCUCAAAAAAGUGCAAUGUUUUGACAGGAAAGGAGAUUAAGAGAAAGCGCAUAUUCUAAUAAUCUUUAUUCAAUUCAUAAUUCAUAAUUUCCAUGUCAUGUUCUGUCCUAUUAGCCAAUACAUGUACAGUAUUCUGCAAUCACACAGAAGCAAACUGUGCAAUCUUCUCUCAUUUAAAGACCCAUUUGUGUGAACAGCGUCUCCGUGUGCUAUCUCUUCCACAGCAGACAAAAAAGAAAUUGACCUGUCCCUCUAAAGAAGCACUGUGCUCUCCAUUAAUGUCAGCCUCGGAGAUACUGCUCCAGUGGCUUUGUGGUCAACAGCGAUAAGAGUAAACAGUGUAAGUGCACACUUUCCCCGCAGUGGCCAAUCAUUAACUGGAAGGGCUGCUGUUUCAAGGUCUUUAAUUACCAGGUGGGGGGAAAAUGGAUACAGCGGGAUGCUGUUUCUCGAGCAUGUUUAAGCUUCGGCAAAAGCUAAAAAAGUUUGGAGAUUGGUGAAACUUCCAUUAUUUUUUCAUUAAAAACUGUUAUUUUCUCCAUUAUGUGUUGGGAGGAAAAGGUAUACUCAAAUGACCUAAUGUUGGUGGCUGUUAUGUUGUCCGUGAGGCUGCCUAUCUCUUUCCUCCACACACACAAACAUGCUCACACGUUCACACUCCACUUUCUCUCUCUUGUGUGCUGUAUUUUAAUGGGAGGGUUAAACAGUAGCAGAUGGCUUUUUCUCACUGCCAACAGAAUCUGUCCUCGGGGCCAGAUCGCCACGUGGAGUGAAGUUGGAGGUAAAUUUAAGAUAAUCCUUUGAAACUUGCAGAAACAUUUUCAGUUAUUUCUUUUACUAAAAUCAACAUUUCCACUGCUUGCCACACAGGUGUGUUUAUGUGGGCUCAUUGUCAGUAUUCACUUGUCAAUUUAGAUAAUAAAUUCUAUU
This is a messenger RNA of Cottoperca gobio, 2094 nucleotides long. Its product is annotated as globoside alpha-1,3-N-acetylgalactosaminyltransferase 1-like. Gene Ontology annotation, biological process: carbohydrate metabolic process. Gene Ontology annotation, molecular function: hexosyltransferase activity. Gene Ontology annotation, cellular component: membrane; Golgi apparatus; vesicle. The record is from RefSeq and is a predicted model, not a curated record. Lineage: Eukaryota; Metazoa; Chordata; Actinopteri; Perciformes; Bovichtidae.